UUAGAGGUGGAAUAUACCUGUCGUCCAGGUUACAUGAAAAAUCUCCGUGUCAAAAGUACUUUGGUUUGUAAAAAUAAUAAGUGGAGAGGACCAGACGACAUUUGUUUACCAAGGUUAUGCAGAUAUCCUCGAGAGCCGGCCAACGGCAGAAUCCUGCUAGCAGAAAAAUUCAGUCUGGGUUCAACAGCAACCUUCAUCUGUGAUCCUGGGCACCGACUGGUUGGAAAUUCUGAAAUUCAGUGUGUGAUUAAAAAUGGGCUUGUUACAUGGGACAGGGAGAUUCCGUUCUGUGAACCAAUCCCAUGCCCGCCCCCUCCGGAUAUCGCUAACGGAGAGUACAGUGGAACCAUCAAAGGGGAGUUCAGUUAUGGCACGACUGUCACUUACCGCUGUGACCCCGUCAGGAGAGGAGAGACCCCGUUCUCGCUCAUCGGAGAUGCCUCCAUUCACUGCACGACCACAGACGACCUGAACGGGGUCUGGAGCAAACCUGCCCCCGAGUGCAAAGUGGUUCGCUGUGAGCGACCAAAUAUUGACAAUGGAAUUGUGUUGAGCAGUUACAGACCGGAGUACACGUACAAAGACACCGUCAUGUUUGACUGUAACCACCGCUACACCAUGAAUGGCAGCGACACAUCAACGUGCACAGAAAACAGCGUUUGGGAGCCCCCCCUGCCAGUUUGUCAGCGAAGUAGCUGUGAUGACCCUCCUGAUAUAUAUAAUGCUGUUAAAAGACACGUUGUUGGCAAUUUAUUUCCUGUUAAGACUGUAGUUACAUAUGAGUGUAAUGUGGGCCAUGAGUACAGCCCUGGAGAAAACACAUGGAAUAUCGAAUGUCUGCCGGAUUUGACAUGGACUGAAGUUUCACAUUCUUGUGAAAGAGUUCGUUGUCCAGCGCUGGAUGUCAAAUAUGGAAAGCAUAUGCAUGUAUGGGGAUUUAAAGAAAAUAACUAUGUGUAUGGAGACCGCGUUCGAAUUACAUGUAAUGAUGGCUACACUUUCAAAGAUCAUGUCAGUGAGGUUGUGCUCGAGUGCACGACGAGUGGUGCGUGGGAUCCUCAAGUACCCGAGUGCGUGCCAGAACUUCAUUGUCCAGAACCAGUCAUCGAUCAUGGAAGAGCAGAUUAUAAGAGCAGGGAGGUCUACACCCCUCGGACCCGAGUGACACUAACGUGCGAUUCCGGCUACGUCCUCCUAGGCCAGGCCUCCAUCGAGUGCCAGGCUGACAGGAGCUGGGCUCCUCAGCUGCCCUUUUGUGAGAAAGUCUGUGGCCCACCUCCAAAAAUCAAGCAUGGGCAGCACUCGGGCUCGAGAAAAGAGCAAUUCCUCUACGGCUCCAAAGUCACGUACAGCUGCGCAGAGGGGCUGUCCCUCGUUGGGGAGUCCUCCCUGUACUGCACGUCCGUGGAUGGGGAGAACCUGACGUGGAGCGGAGCUGCCCCGGAGUGCAGAGUGGUUCGCUGCCCAAAGCCGGUGAUCGCCCACGGAGGGAUGUCCCGGCCACAGCACACGUUCCCCUACGGGGAGGCCGUGGGGUUUUCCUGCGACGAAGGCUACGAGCUGCACGGCAGCAACAGGAGCGAGUGCGGGGCUGACAGCGCCUGGCACCCGCCCCUGCCCACCUGUGAGCCAGGUACUUGCAAGGAGCCCCCCAAAAUUCCCAAUGCUUUCCAGAAGUCCUCCGUGGGGGCCUUGAUUCCCGCCGGGACCACCGUUGAGUACGACUGCCUCAGAGGCUACGAGCUCGUCCCAGGAAUGGCCUCGGCUCGGGUCCUUUGCCUGGAGAACUUCACGUGGUCUCCAGUCGAGAACUUCUGCCAGAAAGUUCGUUGUCGCAACCCAAACAUCACCAAUGGAGUGCAGAUCCCGAAGCCAAGGCCUGGAGAAGACACGUAUGAGUACGGAGACGCGGUUUCCAUUGAGUGCAACCCUGGGUACGGCCUCAAAGGAGGGAACCUACGUGCCCUGGCGCGGUGCCGGUACGACGGGAGCUGGGAUGCUGCCCUGCACGUGUGUGAACCAGUUUGUGAGCAGCCCCCGAAUAUUCCUCAUGGGAGACACACCAGCUGGACAGGGAAGAAGUUUUUUAUUGGGAUGUCAGUGAUGUACACGUGUGACAGAGGCUACACGGUUGUUGGGGAGCCUCUUAUAUUUUGUCAAGCUGGAGAUGGGGUACCUGCAAACUGGAGUCACGCUCCCCCUGAGUGUGCAGGUCGCUGUCCCUCCCCUCCUGCCGUCGAACACGCAAACCUGAACCCACAGUUGAACUUGCUGGUGGGCAGCACCAUAACCUACUUCUGCAAAUCCGGAUACACUUUGCUGCCUGGAGUGUCUGCAGAAAGUACCUGUCUUAAAAACUUCACCUGGUCCAAACUUCCAAAGCUUUGUCAGAGGAUUCACUGCCCAAACCCAACUAUUAACCACGGGAGGCAGACCAGCCCCACGCAGGCUGCGUACAGCUUUGAGGACACUGCGGAAUUCCGGUGUGAUCCUGGCUACGUGCUCAAAGGCACCCAGAGGAUUCAGUGUUGGUCGGAUGGGACGUGGCGGCCCCCGGUUCCCUACUGCGACAGGGUUUGUGACCAACCUCCAAAAAUCAAGAGUGGGCAGCACUCGGGCUUGAAAAUGCAGCACUACCCCUACGGCUCCAAAGUCACGUACAGCUGCGCAGAGGGGCUGUCCCUCGUUGGGGAGUCCUCCCUGUACUGCACGUCCGUGGAUGGGGAGAACCUGACGUGGAGCGGAGCUGCCCCGGAGUGCAGAGUGGUUCGCUGCCCAAAGCCGGUGAUCGCCCACGGAGGGAUGUCCCGGCCACAGCACACGUUCCCCUACGGGGAGGCCGUGGGGUUUUCCUGCGACGAAGGCUACGAGCUGCACGGCAGCAACAGGAGCGAGUGCGGGGCUGACAGCGCCUGGCACCCGCCCCUGCCCACCUGUGAGCCAGGGAAAUCCUGCGGCCGGCCGGGAGCGCUGCCCGGGGGCCGGAUCCUGCCCCCCUCCGAGCUGCUCUUCGGCGCCCGGGCCCGCGUGCGCUGCCACGACGGGUACAGGCUACGCGGGAGGGAUUUCAUCCAGUGCCAGCUUAAAGGAGCCGACGUCGCAUGGAGCAAGUUCCCCACUUGCGAGUUCACGUACAGCUGCCUGCAGGGCCUCACCAAGCUGCCCGGGAUGCCCGACACCACCGAGUGCCUCCCCACGGACCAGUGGUCCCCGCUCCGCGAGUUCUGCGACCGCUACGAGAAAACCAGCGAAAGGCUCCUCACCAGCACUUGUCUUGAAAAUGUAACGUGGACGGAAGUUCCUGAGUUGUGUCGAAAGAAAUCUUGUGGCGUUCCAGCAAAUCCAGAGCAUGGCAAAGUGGUUACAACCGAUCACCUGUUCGGUGCAAGAGCAAACGUGGUUUGUGAUGAUGGGUACCGCGUGGCCGCGCGCUCGCCGCUCGUGCACUGCCUGCUCAGCGGGAGCGGCGUCGCCUGGAGCAGAGUCCCCGCGUGCCAGGCCAUUGCCUGUGCUCCCCCUCCGGCCGUCCCCAACGCGACGCACAACGGCAGCAGCUUGCGGGAGUUCGCGUACGGCUCCGUCGUGACUUACACGUGUGACCCCGGCCUGCACCUCGUUGGGGAUGAAGCUCUUCGCUGCACGGCUGCAAACAAGGAGCACGGGGUGUGGAGCGGCCCUCCUCCUGCCUGCAGAGGUGAGCACUGCUCCUGCGGCUUCCUCCUGUUGCAGUUUUUCUUGUCAGGCCGGCCCUCCUCCUGCCUGCAGAGUUCCUAUGAAACAGGCUCCCCAAAGCGCAUGGCGAAGGGGCCGGAUCCGCAGACGGGCCCGGGGUGCCGGCCCGGGUACACGCCAGCCAGCGGCAAGCACCUCUACACCGUGUGCCAGAACUCCACGUGGGCCUGGGACAGCAACUUCUGCAUCGGAAAGAACUGCGGUCCACCAGAAAUACCGAAUGGCAAAAUUGAUGAAAACGCCAAUUUCCUGUUUGGAGGGAUAGUUCACUUCAGCUGUAACACAGGGUACCGACUCAUUGGGGAUGAAACUGCACAGUGUAUCCUUGAUGGCACUGACGUUGUCUGGAGUCAGAUUCCGCACUGUGAAAUUAUUCCCUGUGAGCCCCCUCCUGCAAUUGCAAAUGGGCAGUUCACUGCUGAUGAGGGAAGCUUUACCUUUGGCUCCACUGUUACUUACAGCUGUCACCAAAACUUUACUCUCAUUGGAGAGCCCACGAUUUACUGUACAUCAGACGAUAACUUGAAUGGAAAAUGGAGUGGUCCAGCCCCUGAAUGCAAAGUGGUCCGAUGUCAAAAUCCAGAAGUGGAAAACGGGGAGAAGGUGUCUGGUUUUGGCCCUGUGUACACAUAUAAAGACGCAGUCACUUUUCAGUGUAAAUCUGGUUUCCUUCUGAACGGGAGCAGUGUUGUUAUUUGUGAAGCCAACAGCACGUGGCAGCCGCCCCUGCCGCUCUGCGACCCACGUUCCUGUGGUGCUCCUCCAAGCUUCACUUUUGCCGGAUUAGCAGGCGCCGUGAGCAGCCAGUAUGUUGUUGGAACUCAGCUGACUUACACGUGUAAACCAGGUUACGCUGCAGCAAGUGGCAAGUCUCCUGUCGUUACUUGUCUGACAAAUGCAACUUGGUCUGCAGACUCCAAGUUCUGCACACGUGCAGCUAACAAGAUCAUUGCUGCCAUCGGAUGCGAGAGCCCCACAGUUCAGAACGGGGCAGUUCACGGCUGGCAGACGACCUACAAAGCUGGAGAGACUCUUCAUUUUGUCUGUGAAGAUGGUUUCGCCCCCGAGGACACCUACGAGGCCCGGUGCCAAGCGGGGGGCACGUGGGACCCCCCAGUGCUCAGCUGCACCCGCAUCCGCCCGUGCCCCAUGCCUCCCAGGAUUGCUAACGGCCAUCACGACGGCCUGGACAUGGCGUUUUUCACCAUGGGAAUGUCCGUGGUGUACACCUGCGAUCCCGGCUACUACCUCGUUGGGAACGCGGUCGCUCGCUGCAGAGCCUCUGGGAACUGGAGCCUCCCCACGCCCCGCUGCGAAGAGGUGAAGUGUCCUCGGGCACCCAACAUUGCCAACGGGCAGCACAGUGGCCAGGCCUCAGACUCUUUUCCCCGCGGCACGCUGGUGACCUACAGCUGCAGGGAAGGCUACGCCAUGGUGGGGAACUCGUCCAUCAACUGCACGGACACCGGGCGCUGGAGCCGGCCCCUUCCCCGCUGCGAAGCCAUCGGAUGCGAGAGCCCCACAGUUCAGAACGGGGCAGUUCACGGCUGGCAGACGACCUACAAAGCUGGAGAGACUCUUCAUUUUGUCUGUGAAGAUGGUUACGCCCCCGAGGACACCUACGAGGCCCGGUGCCAAGUGGGGGGCGCGUGGGACCCCCCGGUGCUCAGCUGCACCCGCAUCCGCCCGUGCCCCAUGCCUCCCAGGAUUGCUAACGGCCAUCACGACGGCCUGGACAUGGCGUUUUUCACCAUGGGAAUGUCCGUGGUGUACACCUGCGAUCCCGGCUACUACCUCGUUGGGAACGCGGUCGCUCGCUGCAGAGCCUCUGGGAACUGGAGCCUCCCCACGCCCCGCUGUGAAGGGAAACAGUGCAGUCAUCCUGGUGAACCUGAGAAUGGCAAGAUUAGUUUCUUAACCGACCUCCUAUUUGGGUCAACAGUGAAUUACAGCUGUGAGGAAGGGCACAGGUUAAUUGGGCCGUCUAGCAGGCGAUGUGAGAUUGCUGGCACGGCGCGUGUUGAAUGGAGUGGCAGCCUUCCCAUUUGUCAGCGAAUUCCCUGCGAGCCUCCUCCAGACAUUCCCCACGGGAAGCACACGGGCCGGCUGCUGGACGAGUUCUCCUUCGGCACGUCUGUCACGUACACGUGCGAGCCGGGUUACCCGCUGCGCGGCGAGGCCUCCCUGCACUGCACCACGCGGGACGGGCACAACGGCGAGUGGAGCAGCCCGCCGCCGCGCUGCGGAGCUGGCUGUAACGCACCUCCAAGGCUGGUGUUUGCUGAGCUCAAGGAGGAGUUGAGCAAUCAGGCUGUGUUCGCAGUGGGGAGGGCAGUGGAAUAUGUGUGUCGGCCUGGAUAUGCCAAACACCCAGGAAUGCAGCCCGCUGUCACGUGUCUCCAAAACAGGACAUGGUCUGCAGCACCGGAGUUCUGCAAAAGGAAGCAAUGUCCUAACCCAGAGGUACCGGAGAACGGCAGAGUUGAAAUUCUGACUGACCUCCUCUUUGGGUCAAAAGUGAAUUACAGUUGUGAAGAAGGCCACCGGCUGCACAAGACCCCAGAUUGA
This is a messenger RNA of Tinamus guttatus (white-throated tinamou), 6300 nucleotides long. NCBI's taxonomy places the organism in Eukaryota, Metazoa, Chordata, Aves, Tinamiformes, Tinamidae. The record is from RefSeq and is a predicted model, not a curated record.